UGUAAAUUAUAACGCUGCUCUUUGAACGCAGCCCCAAACAAACGUAACGGUCGCAAAGCAUUGUGGGAUCGGAUGCCGGUGAAAGCUUCUCGAAAGAACUGCAAAGAUGAUGCCCACACCGGUUAUUCUGCUGAAAGAGGGGACAGACUCAUCCCAGGGCAUUCCCCAGCUCAUCAGUAACAUCAAUGCCUGCCAGGUGAUUUCUGAGGCUGUCAGGACCACCCUCGGGCCCCGGGGGAUGGACAAGCUGCUGGUGGAUGGAAGAGGUAAAGCCACGAUCUCCAAUGAUGGCGCCACCAUACUGAAACUUCUGGAUGUGGUUCAUCCUGCAGCCAAGACGCUGGUAGACAUCGCCCGCUCCCAGGAUGCCGAGGUUGGAGACGGUACCACAUCCGUCACCCUUCUCGCCGCCGAGUUCCUGAAGCAGCUGAAGCCGUAUGUGGAGGACGGUCUCCACCCUCAGACCAUCAUCAGAGCGUUCCGCACUGCCACCAACCUCGCUGUUAGCAAGAUCAAGGAGAUCGCCGUCUCUGUGAAGAAAGAUGACAAACAGGAGCAGAGGCAGCUGCUGGAGAAAUGUGCCGCCACAGCAAUGAACUCCAAGCUGAUUGCCGGUGAGAAGGGCUUCUUCUCCAAGAUGGUGGUGGAUGCCGUUAUGUCUCUGGACGACCUGCUGUCUCUCAAGAUGAUCGGCAUCAAGAAGGUGCAUGGAGGCGCCCUCGAGGAUUCCCAGUUGGUCUCUGGUGUUGCGUUCAAGAAGACGUUCUCCUACGCCGGCUUCGAGAUGCAGCCCAAACGCUACGAGAACCCAAAGAUCGCGCUGCUCAACGUGGAGCUGGAGCUGAAGGCCGAGAAGGAGAACGCCGAAGUCCGUGUGAAAUCAGUGGAGGACUACCAGGCCAUCGUGGACGCAGAGUGGAACAUCCUGUACGACAAGCUGGAGAAGAUCUACCAAUCAGGAGCAAAGGUGGUUCUGUCCAAGUUGCCCAUCGGCGAUGUGGCCACGCAGUACUUUGCCGACAGGGACCUGUUCUGUGCUGGCAGGGUGCAAGAGGAGGACCUGAAGAGGACCAUGAUGGCCUGUGGAGGAUCCAUCCAGACGUCGGUCAGCGCGCUGACGGACGACGUUCUGGGGCUGUGUGAGCUCUUUGAGGAGGUGCAGGUGGGAGGAGAGAGGUACAACUUCUUUAAGGGCUGCCCGAAGGCGAAGACGUCCACCAUCAUCCUGAGAGGUGGAGCGGAGCAGUUCACAGAGGAGACGGAGCGUUCGCUGCACGACGCCAUCAUGAUCGUCCGCAGAGCCAUCAAGAAUGACUCCAUUGUUGCAGGCGGAGGAGCUAUAGAGAUGGAGCUGUCCAAGUACCUCCGGGAUUACUCCAGAACCAUUCCUGGGAAGCAGCAGCUGUUGAUCGGAGCGUAUGCCAAGGCCCUGGAGGUCAUCCCCCGACAACUGUGCGACAAUGCCGGCUUCGACGCCACCAACAUCCUUAACAAACUGCGAGCAAAGCAUGCGCAGGGCGGCCUCUGGUUUGGCGUGGACAUCACCAGCGAGGACAUCACCGACAACUUCCUCGCCUGCGUCUGGGAGCCGUCCAUCGUGAAGAUCAACGCCCUGACGGCGGCGUCGGAGGCGGCCUGCCUCAUCCUGUCGGUCGACGAGACGAUCAAGAACCCCCGCAGCAGCGGAGACGGACCUCCAGGUGGCGCCGGCAGGGGCAGAGGCCGCGGCAGACCCCACGCUCACUAACUAAACCCAUCAACAGAAAAAAUUAUCCAAACGCAGAUGCAGGAGGAAGAAUUUCUGGAGGCUGCUUUAGUUUUUGGGGGAGAUUUUCAAUGUUUUCAACCCAGAUUCUUUGGACAUUCUGCUAAAAUAAAAGAUCUCUCCUCUCUUGUCUUGUAGUUUCUGACCAGCCAACUAAAGCAUUUCAUAUUUUCUUCCUGUAGCCAGUACUAGCAGAAUGACAGCAGCUGUUUAUCUUUUUUUAUUUCUCUGAAACGGGCUGGUCUUUCCUCUGUGACCUGAUGGAGUCUGUAACCUUUAGCCUUGUUUUGUUAAUAAGGAAAGCUGUUGUUUCAUGUGGGGGGUGAAAAAAGCACUGAAAGGAUGUUGAGCAGUUCUGAAACCAUCUAUGUGAAGCUAUUUAUUGGACCAUUGUUAUCAAUAAAUUCACGGCUGAAAUCAAAAA
Molecule: messenger RNA, 2189 nt
Organism: Gambusia affinis (western mosquitofish)
Lineage: Eukaryota; Metazoa; Chordata; Actinopteri; Cyprinodontiformes; Poeciliidae
Gene: cct7
Product: chaperonin containing TCP1, subunit 7 (eta)
Exons: 12
Coding region: 107-1747 (546 amino acids)
Biological process (GO): protein folding
Cellular component (GO): chaperonin-containing T-complex
Molecular function (GO): ATP binding; ATP hydrolysis activity; ATP-dependent protein folding chaperone
Source: RefSeq, a predicted model, not a curated record